Messenger RNA from Heteronotia binoei (common prickly gecko), 1137 nucleotides. It is a transcript of the gene FOXQ1, whose product is annotated as forkhead box Q1. Gene Ontology annotation, biological process: regulation of transcription by RNA polymerase II; cell differentiation; anatomical structure morphogenesis. The transcript has a single exon. The record is from RefSeq and is a predicted model, not a curated record. Bases 1 to 1137 code for a protein of 378 amino acids. Gene Ontology annotation, molecular function: DNA-binding transcription factor activity, RNA polymerase II-specific; RNA polymerase II cis-regulatory region sequence-specific DNA binding. NCBI's taxonomy places the organism in Eukaryota, Metazoa, Chordata, Lepidosauria, Squamata, Gekkonidae.
AUGAAGCUGGAGAUCUUCGCGCCCCGCUACGAGGACAAGCUGAGCGGCAGCGGCAGCAGCGGCGCGGCGUCUCCGCUGGACGCCGAGAGCGAGCUGGGCUCCGACGGGGACUGCGCGGCCCUCAGCCCGGCCAGCGGCGCCUCCUGCGGGCCGGCCUCGGCGCCUUCCCCGGCCUCCGCCGCCGCGCUGCCUCCGUCGUCGGGGGGCGGCUGCUGCAAGGCGCCGUCGUCGGGGCCGUCGGGGGGGAAGCCGUACACGCGGCGCCCCAAGCCGCCCUACUCGUACAUCGCGCUCAUCGCCAUGGCCAUCCGCGACUCCGCCGGGGGCCGCCUGACGCUGGCGGAGAUCAACGAGUACCUGAUGGGGCGCUUCGCCUUCUUCCGCGGCGCCUACACCGGCUGGCGCAACUCGGUGCGCCACAACCUCUCGCUCAACGACUGUUUCGUCAAGGUGCUCCGCGACCCGGCCCGCCCCUGGGGCAAGGACAACUACUGGAUGCUCAACCCCAGCUCCGAGUACACCUUCGCCGACGGCGUCUUCCGACGGCGCAGGAAGCGGCUGAGCCGGCCCGGCCCCCCGGAGCCCGCCUCCGCCCCGGUCUCUCCGAGCUCCGGCGCCGACCAGAAACCCCCGGCUGCCGCACCGGAGCCCGCCUCCACGACGGCAGCCUCCUCCUCCGCCUCCCCGCCAUCGGGCUCCAAAUUCAGCAGCUCCUUCGCCAUCGAGAGCAUCUUGAGCCGCCCUUUCCAGCCCGCCGAGCGGCAGCAGCAGCAGCAGCGGCAACGCCCCCAGACGCCGGCUGCAGAAAGGACCGUGCUGUGGUCCGCCCCGUCGGGCUACCCGCGCCUGCUCCCCUCGCCUGCCCUCUCCUACGCGCUCCUACCCCCCUUCCAAACGGCGGCCUCGCCUCUCUACCCCUUCGCGCGACCCGAUCUCCCCCUGGGGCUCGAAGGAUCCCGGAGAGAGCCGCUCGCCCCCCGCGACCCCCAGCUGCUCUUCCCUGCCAAGGCGCCGUCGGAAGCCCUGCCGGGCCUCCCGCUCGGCCUCUCGCCCUUCUACUGCCCCCUCCGGCUGCCCGCGGCACUGCAGCAGGUCGCCUCCUACCGGCCCUAUCCUGCCGAGACCCCGCCGGUGUGA